AUGAAUUUGCUUAUCACCGUAUUCUUGCUCGUAGCCGCUGUGUCGGCCCAAUUCUACGGACCUCAGUAUGGCGGAGGUCCCUAUGGCCGUGGAGGAUAUGGUGGAGGCCCAUACGGACGAGGGGGAUAUGGUGGGGGACCAUACGGAAGAGGGGGAUACGGUGGGGGACCAUACGGGCGUGGAGGCUAUGGAGGUGGCCCCUAUGGACGCGGCGGAUACGGUGAUGGAUACAACCCCGGGUAAGUGCAAAAAUGUGAUUUUUGUACUAUACCAGAAUGUUAGGAACAUAUGGUUGGGUUGUUUUUAAAAGUGUUUGGGGCGCUAAUUAGAAAAGAGAAAGUCGAAACCCGUUUGAUUGAUUUGUUUGUAGAGCCGCGAUUGGAGCCCAGGUCGGAGCAUCUCUUCUUGGCCGUUAA
Bursaphelenchus xylophilus (pine wood nematode) is the source of this 416-nucleotide messenger RNA. The record is from the annotation of a GenBank genome assembly. NCBI's taxonomy places the organism in Eukaryota, Metazoa, Nematoda, Chromadorea, Rhabditida, Aphelenchoididae.